GGAACAAUACAAAAAAUUUAGAUCAAAACGGCAAGCAGUUACUCUUUCCUGCGUCAUUCGAUUUCGCCGGCUGCGAUCUACUCGAGCCUCCCACUUUUCCCGUUCACAGUAUCAGCUUCUUCGUCUCAUUCUCCUUCUCGACCUCUCACCUUUUACUCCCCUCCUCAAUUCCCAAAACCCCAAAUUUUGGGGGUUUUGCAAAUUCUCACCCACAUAAUUGCAUUCAAUUCUUCGUACCUGGAUCGAUUUGCCGUGCCAAGGGAAUCGUAUGGUAUUAGCAGAGUGCGAUCAUAUGAAAUCCCGUGCGAGACGUUGUCGGCUGAUUUUUUUGCUCUAUCUCACCUUAUCCAAUCUCUCCUGUGGGGAAAACAAGUUCAGAGAGCGUAAAGCCACCGAUGACGAGCUGGGCUACCCCGAAAUUGAUGAAGAUGCUUUGUUGAAUACUCAGUGCCCGAGAAAGUUGGAGCUGCGAUGGCAGACUGAAGUCACUUCUAGCGUUUAUGCUACACCCUUGAUUGCUGAUAUCAACAGUGAUGGAAAGCUUGACAUUGUUGUUCCAUCUUUUGUUCACUACCUCGAUGUUCUUGAAGGGGCUGAUGGAGACAAGAUGCCAGGUUGGCCUGCUUUCCAUCAGUCAAACGUGCAUGCAAGUCCUCUUCUAUUUGAUAUCGACAAAGAUGGUGUUAGAGAAAUUGCCCUGGCGACCUACAAUGGCGAAGUGCUCUUUUUCAGGGUAUCAGGCUUUUUGAUGUCAGAUAAGCUAGAAGUGCCACGUAGAAAAGUGCACAAGAACUGGCAUGUAGGACUGAAUCCUGACCCCGUUGACCGUUCACACCCUGAUGUCCAUGAUGAAGAGCUUGUGAAACAAGCUAUGGAAAUGAAGUCAUCGGCCACUCAAACGAAUGCAACUACCACAACAACACCAAAUGUUACAGUCUCGAUGUCCAAAGAAUUUCAUGGCGAGGCUUCAAAUGUGUCAUCUCAAGGGGAUGAAAAUAAGCCCAAGAAUAACCAAACAGAAGGUGUCGUAAAGCCUACUCCAGAGCUGCAUAAUUCCUCCAUGGAUGUUAGAGCAAAUAAUUCGGCAGCAAAUGAUACUACAGCUAGCUCAACUGAAAAUGUCAAGGGAAAUGUAACCACCAAUGAGGUGGAUCAAAGCAAGAUUAGCGAAGUUAAGAAUGAAACUGUUAUUAAAUUAAAUACUAGUACGGAUAAUUCCUCAGAAGGGACAUCUGGAAACAGUAGUACGUCAGAGACAGGAACCAAAAGUGGGAGGCGACUUCUGGAAGAUGAUGGCUCAAAACAAUCUGCGGACGGCCAUUCUGACAAUAAAGACAACAAGGAGGGUGUUCGCAUGGCCACAGUUGAAAACGAUGGACUAUUAGAAGCUGACGCAGAUUCAUCGUUUGACUUGUUGCGUGAUAACGAUGAGUUAGGUGAUGAAUACAGUUAUGAUUAUGACGAUUAUGUUAACGAGUCCAUGUGGGGUGAUGAGGAAUGGGUCGAGGGGCAGCACGAGAAUUCAGAGGAUUAUGUGAAUAUUGACGCCCAUAUACUGUGCACUCCUGUAAUUGCUGACAUAGACAAAGAUGGAGUACAAGAGAUGGUUGUUGCUGUUUCCUAUUUCUUCGACCCUGAGUAUUAUGACAAUCCAGAACAUCUGAAAGAGCUUGGUGGUAUUGACAUCAAAAACUAUAUUGCUAGUUCAAUUGUGGUUUUCAAUCUUGAGACUAAACAAGUUAAAUGGGUCAAAGAGCUAGAUUUAAGUACGGAUAAAGCAAACUUCCGUGCAUAUAUUUAUUCUUCCCCAACGGUUGUUGAUUUGGAUGGAGAUGGUUACUUGGAUAUUCUUGUCGGAACUUCCUUUGGUUUAUUCUACGCCAUGGACCAUCGGGGAAACAUCAGAGAAAAAUUCCCACUCGAAAUGGCUGAAAUUCAAGGGGCAGUGGUUGCAGCUGAUAUAAAUGACGAUGGAAAGAUUGAACUUGUAACAACUGAUACCCACGGAAAUGUAGCAGCAUGGACUACCCAAGGAGUGGAAAUUUGGGAAGCACAUCUAAAGAGUCUUAUUCCCCAGGGACCUUCGAUAGGCGAUGUUGAUGGUGAUGGACAUACUGAUGUUGUGGUUCCUACAACAUCAGGAAACAUUUACGUUCUUAAUGGCAAGGAUGGUUCGAUUGUCCGUCCUUACCCGUACAGAACUCAUGGAAGAGUGAUGAACCAAGUUCUUCUUGUUGAUCUGAACAAGCGAGGUGAGAAAAAGAAGGGACUCACCAUUGUUACCACAUCCUUUGACGGUUACAUGUAUCUCAUAGAUGGACCAACCUCAUGCGCUGACGUUGUUGAUAUUGGUGAAACUUCAUACAGCAUGGUCUUGGCUGAUAAUGUUGACGGUGGAGAUGAUCUUGAUCUCAUUGUCUCAACUAUGAAUGGAAACGUAUUUUGCUUCUCUACGCCUUCUCCUCACCAUCCCCUCAAGGCAAGAUUAACCCCGAACACUUCUUGGAGAUCGACUGAUCAGGGUAGGAACAAUAAGGCAAAUCGCUACGAUCGUGAAGGUGUUUUUGUCACGCAUUCAACAAGAGGUUUCCGAGAUGAGGAAGGCAAAAACUUCUGGGCGGAGAUCGAGAUCGUUGAUAAAUACAGAUACCCAUCUGGUUCACAAGCACCCUACAACGUUACAACGACACUGUUGGUACCAGGCAAUUACCAAGGAGAUAGGAGGAUAAAGCAGAGCCAGAUCUAUGACCGACCGGGAAAAUACCGAAUAAAACUACCAACCGUUGGAGUGAGAACAACAGGCACCGUAAUGGUGGAGAUGGUGGACAAGAAUGGGCUCCAUUUCUCAGACGAAUUCUCUCUGACUUUCCAUAUGUAUUAUUACAAGCUCCUGAAAUGGCUGCUUGUCCUCCCGAUGCUCGGCAUGUUCGGCCUGCUCGUGAUACUACGGCCUCAAGAAGCCGUACCUCUCCCGUCCUUUUCCCGCAACACAGACUUGUGAUGUUAGGUACUGUCCGUACACCGGGAGCUGUUAAGUAUCGCCUUAAAUACCUCGUCUAAAGUAUCCAGGGACAAGUUCGUAUUAGAAUUUUGGGGUUUCUGUAUCCUUUUAAAAUCUGUAAUUCGACUUUAGUAUUAGAUCGUCCUUUUUUUCUCUUGUUAAAAUCUUUAUAUCAUCUUUCUUUCGAGUUUAUAAAGUCCGUUUAUGCGUUACUUCAAAUUGUUCAGAGUCCAUUUUUGAAUUAAGAAAAUACAAGAUUUAUGGUACGCAAGACACACAAUUGGUUUAAAAGGAUUUUAAGACCGUUUCCAUUAUUUGUUGUUACAUAUACCCAAAUGACUAAUGACAAAUAAGUCUGAGUCUAAAUCCAAACGCAGAACGCAAUGAGAAUAAAAUAAGGGAGUCGCCAAACACGAACUAACUGGAUAACAAUUCUAUAGACAAAAACAAAUUUCCUGUCAGGAGAGCUGCAUCAAUGGCCUCUUACCAAGUCUCUUCAUUUCUCUCUCCAUGCUUCCUGUGAGCAUCAGACUAAACAUCUUGAGAUCGCAUAGAAACGACCAAACCGGAUGCCCAAAGCUCGCCGGAAUAUUGCCCUCCACGAAGAAGUGGCUGUACCACGCGAACCCGUACCCAAACAGAGGCACCAGUGCCACGAACCACCGACUGAUCAGAAUCGAACACAUCAAAGCCACGAUGCUCGCGAUUAUACCCAUGAAGUGCCAUCGUCUCGUUGAUGGAUUCGAAUGUUGCAUCACGUAGAAAGGCCAGAACUCCUCAAAGCUUCUGAAAUUCAUCUUUCUCAAAGAAAAACCCUGAUUUUCCCCUGGCUUUCCCCGAGAUUACGUGAAGAUCUUUUUCGAUUGAUCUCGAGCUUUCUCCAGAGUUUCGUUUGGUAAACAAGAAAUUUAGAAGACGAAACGGACCAGGCGAACAAUAAUUAGAUAACAAAUAUCUAACAUUUUUGUAAAAUUUUCAAGAAAAUCAUAUAAUAAAAUAUAUCAAAACCAAG
This is a messenger RNA of Thlaspi arvense, 4013 nucleotides long. The record is from the annotation of a GenBank genome assembly. Lineage: Eukaryota; Viridiplantae; Streptophyta; Magnoliopsida; Brassicales; Brassicaceae.